Molecule: messenger RNA, 3664 nt
Organism: Ananas comosus (pineapple)
Lineage: Eukaryota; Viridiplantae; Streptophyta; Magnoliopsida; Poales; Bromeliaceae
Product: ATP-dependent DNA helicase MER3 homolog
Exons: 27
Coding region: 152-3475 (1107 amino acids)
Molecular function (GO): ATP binding; nucleic acid binding
Source: RefSeq, a predicted model, not a curated record
UGAUCACUCUUCUCGCUAUAAAUAGAAAGGGGUCUUCCGCACUUCGUUGCUCUUCACUCGCUCUCUUUCCGUUCUCAUCGCUCCCUCUUCCUUGCUUCGUCUCAACAGGUGACAAAUAUAGCCUCACUGUUGCACUUGCGAAAUAUAAAGAAUGGGAUCCUUUGAAGAAUUGUACUCGCUGAGAUCUGUCACAGAUUUACCUGCCCCUUUUCGUUCUACUUUUAGCUUCAGAUACUUUAAUUCCUUGCAGAGCGAAUGCUUUCCUAUAUGUUUUCUCUCCGAUUUCAACAUGGUCAUCUCAGCACCAACUGGGAGCGGCAAAACUGUACUCUUUGAGCUCUGCAUUGUCAGGCUUCUUUCGAGAUUUCUUUCGCCAGAAGGAAAAUUUAAUCAUAUGAAAGGAGUCCUGAAAACAAUUUAUAUUGCUCCAUCGAAGGCCUUAGUACAGGAAAAGCUUCGAGACUGGAAUUUGAAGCUUGGAUCCUGGGGAAUCAAUUGUUUGGAGAUGACAGGCGACAAUGAAUCUCACAACACAAAGAACAUUCAGGAGGCAGACAUAAUUCUAACCACUCCUGAGAAGUUUGACGCUGUCACUCGCCAUGGAGUCAGGGACGGAGGGUUAAGUUUCUUUAGUGACAUAGCACUUAUGCUUAUUGAUGAGGUUCACCUGCUCAAUGACCCACGCGGAGCUGCCUUAGAAGCAAUAGUUAGCAGAACUAAGAUGCUUUCUCGUAUCCCAGAUAUGAGAUCCACGCCUUUGGCAGAUGUUCGGUUUAUUGCAGUUUCUGCCACUAUUCCCAAUAUUGAGGAUCUUGCGGAAUGGCUGCUGGUUCCACCACAAGGGAUUAAAAGAUUUGGAGAAGAGAUGAGGCCUGUAAAGUUGACUACCAAGGUUUUCGGUUAUGCUCCAGCAAGAAAUGAUUUUUUGUUUGAAAGGAGGCUUCAGAAUUUCAUCUUUGACAUCCUCAUGCAAUAUUCAAGAGGAAAAUCUGCACUAGUGUUCUGCUCUACCAGAAAAGGUGCACAAGAAGCAGCUCAAUGCCUCUCACAGACUGCAAUGAGCCUUGGUUAUUCAAAUCCUUUUGUAAAGUCUAAGCAGCAGCAGGAAAAACUGAAGGAGGCUUCUUUGUCUUGCAGUGAUAAGCAAUUGCAAUCAUGCAUUUUAAAUGGCGUUGGUUAUCAUAAUGGCGGUCUUUGCCUAAAGGAUCGAAACCUCAUUGAGGGACUUUUUCUAAAGGGUGAUGUUCAAGUUCUUUGUACCACAAAUACUCUGGCAUAUGGGAUCAACUUACCUGCACAUACGGUUAUCAUCAAAUCAACUCAAUAUUUUAACAAAGAGAAGGGCCUCUAUGCCGAAUAUGAAAGGUCCAUGGUAUUACAGAUGUGUGGAAGGGCAGGUCGUCCACCAUUUGAUGACACUGGAAUAGUUAUCAUUAUGACAAGAAAGGAAACAGUUCACUUGUAUGAGAAUCUCUUAAAUGGAUGUGAAAUGAUUGAAUCUCAAUUACUAUCAUGCGCAAUAGAACAUCUGAAUGCUGAGAUUGUUCAGUUGAUGGUCUCCGAUAUAAGCUUGGCAAUCGAGUGGCUGAAGUGUUCCUAUCUGUAUGUUAGGAUAAGAAAGAAUCCUGAAUACUACGGAAUAAAAAGAGGAAUUCCUUCUGAACGCCUAGAAAAGCAUGUGCGAGAGAUAUGUGUUCAAAAAAUCAAUGAGCUGUCAGAACACGGAAUGAUAUGGACAGAUGAAGAUGGUUUCCUUUUAAAACCAUUAGAACCUGGAAAGCUGAUGACAAAAUACUAUCUGAAAUUUGACACGAUGAAACUUAUUGUGAAAGCUCCCGAAAGUUGCAGUUUGGAAGAUAUGCUUCAUAUCAUCACCCACUCUGCAGAGAUAGCCUGGAUCCAGCUUAGAAGAAAUGAGAAGAAACUUCUAAACGACAUACACUCAGAUAAAGAAGGCAGGCUUCGAUUCCAUCUCCUUGGCGAGAACGGAAAACGGAAAAAGCGUAUCCAGACGAGAGAGGACAAGAUAUUUGUUCUAGCAAAUGACAGUCUAACUGGGGAUCCCCUGAUUCAUGACUUAUCUCUUAGUCAGGAUGCCAGUUCGAUAUGUUUAAAUGGAUAUAGGAUUGCCAAAUGCAUGAAAGAGUGCUUUAUCUACCGAAAGAGUUACAAGGGAGCUAUAAAUUCCAUGCUUCUUGCAAAAUGUCUACAUCAGAGGCUGUGGGAUAACAGCCCUUACCUGCUGAAACAACUCCCAGGCAUUGGAAUGGUUACUGCGAAGGCACUGCAAACAGCAGGAAUUGAUUCGUUCCAAAGAAUGGAAGAAGCUGAUCCCAGAAAAAUAGAAAUAGUAACAGGACGCAAGUACCCAUUCGGAAAUCAUAUCAAAGAAUCCCUGCUAUCUCUCCCUCCAAAGAUUGAAAUAGAGAUAGCAGAGGCUGAAUGGAAAAGAAAAGGGAAUUCAAAGUUGCUCAUAACUUUAACUCGUUUACCACAGCCUGUUUCACCAAGAAAACACCAUUAUGCAGAUCUGGUGGUAGGAUCAAAAGAAGAUAAUGUGAUCCUAUUUCACGAGAAAAUGAGAGCCGACGAAUUUUCCAGCCCCUGUUCUGUAAAUGUUCUUGUACCAUGCCCCCAAAAUGGGAGGGUGACUGUGAAAGCCGAUCUUAUUUUUGAAGAAUAUGUUGGGCUUGACAUCCACAAAAAGUAUGUAAUUAGCAGCGAGAACAGUUCCAGAAAGAUGCGAGGCCAUGUAAAUGAAGUGCCCGCACGAUUUCACUCUCUCCCCAGAGAAAUUUGUGCUAUAGAUGAUGAUAACAACACCAGCUCAGAGAUCACAACUGAUAUUCAGGAUAUAGGGAAUACUGGGAAUUUGUCUUCAGCGCCCAGCUUUGAUCUCCUGCAGGAAGAAAAUGGCAGAGAUAAGUUAGUUACUGAGCAAGAAGAAACUGAAGAUGAAGUCAACAAUGUGGAUUGUCUUAGCAAAGUCAACACAGACGAGAUGGUAUUUGACCACAUCCGCAAGAAGUCUAAGAAUUUCCCAACUCUCUUGCCAUCGAAAGCCAUGGCUGCUACUUAUGAACCUGAGAUUCUCACCAGAAAACGCACACCAAAGAACCAGUUUGAACUCAAUCAGAGUGGCUUGCAUGUAGAUGAUGUGAUAAUGAUUGAUUCAGAGCAAAAUUAUCAAACCUCUCUAAAGUACAACAAUGCCAGCUUUAGUGAAAUGUCACAUAUACAACUCCGAGAUGAAGUUAGAAGCAAUGUAAAUGUUCAAUCAGAGAAGAUUUCCUCUCAUAAUAUUCUGAAAGAUGUUCACUUUCAAGGCGUGGGGUGCAAAAGAGCAUAUUAUGCAGAAGAAUCAGAUGCAAUUUGUGAGAAGCAAGAUUACCGCAUAGAUACACCAUCUGACUUGCGAGGUGGUGACAUGGCAGUGUCAUUCCUUGGGUUUAAGAGUGUGUUUUCAUUUCUUUAAGCUGUUCUUUGUUCCUUUUUGGAAAAUUACAAACUGUAGAUGGUAAAGAUACAAUUUGUAGAUCACAGACAAGUCUGGAUAUGUUUUGUGGUGGCAGUGGAAAAUGAUAACAUAAAAUAACUUGUCAUUUUCUUUUUCCAUUUUCCGUGUGUGAAUUUUGUUUGAAAGUUAGCAAAGGCUUCAACUGAA